AGUUAGUACGCUAUCAACAACCAGCUGCACAUGAAGCAACAAACAAUAAUAGGUCUGUUUGCUGAUAAAGGAGGAACUGCAUUUGCGUUAAUACAUUUUCGCGUAGUUAUUUCGUCACAAUGAACGAACAGUUUCGGUGUUUACUCUGCUCGGAUACUGACGGAUUCUGUCAACUGUGCCGCCAUGCCGGACACCCAAAGCAGCAGCUGGUCUCGGACGGACUUCUCAUGGCCAGUAUCGAGUCCACCGCGGACGAUUCUGGUUAUUCGGAAAUCAAGAUCUUCAAUUGUCCCUACUGUGAUCUACCUAAGCUAAGCGUUUCGGGUUUAUACGAUCACUUGACUCUACAGCAUUUGGACGUUACUUUUGAAGUGCGUUGUCCAAUUUGUGUUUGCUUCGACACUAAUCACAGUCUGAUAGAAAAUAUGCACCUCUCGAAACAUAUUGUGACGGAACAUUGCACCAGCUAUGAGCAAUACUCCCAAGCUGCGGAUGAGCUAAAAUUUAUUGCCUCAACACUUCCACCUACGUAUUAUGAUGCCGCUGCUAGUCGGACAACUCAACCAUCGCCACCUGGAAAAAGUUUUAAUCAACGAGUAAAGGAGGACUUGGACUGUCCCAUAUGUUGGGAGCUACUGUUGGAUUCCAACAGCCGCCAGUUGAGAUGUAAACACAAGUUCCACAGUGACUGUAUCCGCCAAUGGGUGGAUCAAAAUAAUAGCUGUCCUAUGUGUAGAAAGCCUGUCCAAUGACAACGAAUUCCAGUACACUUAAGCUGUAUAGUAACCUUUGUUUCUCGAAGAUAGAUCAAUUAUCGAGUUCUAAGUAUCUGCUCUUUUUUGCUAUGAAUAGUAUCUAUUCAGCUAGUGACAGUUAUUAGAUAACUGAUAAUAAACUAUCUAUCACAAUUGACUAUUUGUGAUAUAACUUAAUUAAAAAGUAAA
Messenger RNA from Wyeomyia smithii (pitcher-plant mosquito), 944 nucleotides. RefSeq lists its product as uncharacterized. The transcript is spliced from 3 exons. The record is from RefSeq and is a predicted model, not a curated record. Bases 120 to 752 code for a protein of 210 amino acids. NCBI's taxonomy places the organism in Eukaryota, Metazoa, Arthropoda, Insecta, Diptera, Culicidae.